GAGCUAUAACACAAACUUGUAAGAAUUCUUAUUUCCAAAUUCAUUCCCAAGAUUAUUCAUUCCAAUAAAUUAAUUCAAUUUUACAUAUUCUCGUACACAUUUUUUGUCCCCUAAAAUUAUACAAUUAUAGUCAACAAUUACACACUUUUUAUUAACAAGGAAGUAUUAAGCUCAUUACAAAUACAGGAUUAAUUAAACUAAAUAAGCAAUGUUAGCAUAAAUAAAUAAAUCCGAUUACUGCUGAGUAACAACAGCCAAGGCGCUAUCAAGCUCGGCGUUGUACCGUUUCAUCGCCUUCUGCAACGGAAAUUUGAGGCCGAACUCGUCCAGCGCGUCCGCGCAGUCGCUCUCCACGGCGGCGCUCAGGCGGGUCAUCAGCGUCCCUUUGUCGUGCGACAGGAGGGCAUGGAGGGACAGCUUCAGAUCGUCCACCGCAUUCUCGAAGCUCUCGCGGCACGUUUUCACCAGCGAGUUCCUCGUCGUCGGCGGAAGGCCCUUCACCGUCGGGAGGAUGGCGCUGCUCAUGCCCUCGAUUUUGGUGGCGUAUUCGAUGGUGGCCUUGAUGGCUCUCUCGGACGCGUCCCGGAGGCUUCUAGCUCCGGCAACCAUACUGGCGCAGAGCUUCUUGUCGGUAGCGGUGUGGCAGUAAUCGCCGUCCGCAGCGGCCAGAUCGGCGGCGUGGGCGAGGAGGAGGAGGAGGAGGAGAGCAGCGGCAAUUCUGAAGGGCAACUUUUGUGAAGCCAUUUCAAUUUUGAACGAAUGAUCUGCUCAGAUUUGGGUCAAGCCGAAUCGCCCUUCUGAUCUAGAUUCUUCCUCUGUUCUAAGACAAUUAUUAUGAUAAUAAUUAGUAUUUAUUACUAUUAAUUAAUACUGCUUAAUCAUUAUCGAGCUAAUUGUGGUAUAUCUUUGUUUGUUUCUUCUGCUUUAGGAAUCAUGUGGACAGAAAUAAAAGUAGGGAUUGGAAAUUGCAGAGGAUGAACGCAUAAGAAGGUUUGAAGGAAUAAUUGGGGCGAAAAGUGUGGGGCUUCAGGAAUUCAAUGGGCAUAGAGCCAUAGAUCGAUUGGUCGGUAUUAGUUUGUAACAAAUAAUGAUGUUGUAGUGAACAUUAUUUGUAGAGUGAAUUAUCCAUAUAAGAGUAAAAGCAGGGAAGAUUACACAUUUAGGAGAUUAGGAGUGAUGAUGGAAGCAAAGUUUAGUAGGACUAAAUUGAGCACAAUUUGACAAAAAUAACCCUGCUCUAUUCACAAGCUUGAAAUUUUUGGCGACAACAAAUGGAAGGAGAUAGUGGGCCUGUUUGGUAAUGGCGCUGAAAAUCAUGAAAAGAUUGAAUCUGCUGAAGUGAAAGUGUUUGGUAAUGUGUUGACUGGAAUGACUUAGGAUAUGUUUGACACAACUAGUUGAAAAUAAACUUUUGAGAGCUUUUUAGAAACUGUUAGCUUUUAGUGAUUGAAAAGAUAUUAAUAAUAAAGGAUGGUAGUUGUUUGUUAAAAAA
Molecule: messenger RNA, 1492 nt
Organism: Cuscuta epithymum
Lineage: Eukaryota; Viridiplantae; Streptophyta; Magnoliopsida; Solanales; Convolvulaceae
Source: the annotation of a GenBank genome assembly